CCAUCGAUCUCCAGCCUAGUCUCGGUGGUUGGAAGUUUGGUACCGAUCGAUUCAUCGAUUAAUUGCGAUUGAUCCAUGAUCGCAUGAGCUCGCAGGGAUGCUCGAUCGAUCCAUCCCGCGAAUUGGACUCCAUUCUCGCCGCCCAUCUCCGCGAUGGGCGAUUGCGCGACGCGAAGAGAGUCUUCGAUUCCAUGCCGCGCAGAGAUCGCGAUCUCGUCUCGUAUACCUCGAUGCUGGCGGGGCUGGGGCGGGGCGGGCGGCUGCGCGACGCCGAAGAUAUCUUCCACGCCAUGCCCGGAUGGGAUCAAGUGGCGCUCAACGCGAUGCUCGCGGCAUACGCCCAAAGCGGGCAAAUCCACAGCGCGGAAGCCUUCUACUCGCGAUUGCCCGAGAGGAAUCUCCUCUCCUCCAAUGCGAUGCUCCACGCAUACGCACAGAUUCCGCGUAUCUCCAGCGCUGCCACCAUCUUCGCGGCUAUGCCACUCCACAGUCUCGUCUCUUGGAACACCAUGAUCCAAGCAUAUGCCCAAGCAGGGCAUAUUCAUUCCGUGCAAUACCUCUUCGAGAAUAUGCCCGAGCGAGACUCUAUCACCCUAACGACCGUACUGGUUGCGUUCGCCAGCAACGGCUCACUGAGAGAGGCCGUACAUAUAUUCCAGGCCACCCCAUGGAGGUAUCUGGCAUCUUGGAACUCCAUGCUUGACGCAUAUGCCAAAGCCGGGGAAGGUUCCAACGUUGCCAACACGUUUGAGAAGAUGCCCGAGAGGGACCUACUGUCCUGGAACAUUAUGCUCUCCUCGUGCUCCCAGAAUAUCCAAGAUGCCGAGCGCGUCUUCGCCCAGAUGCCCCAGCGUGACCUCGUCUCGUACGGCGCAAUGCUGUUCCUGUACGGCCAGCGCGGGAAUCUGAGAGAUGCCAAGCGCAUCUUUACCAGCGAAAUGCCCUUCCACAACCUCGUAUCCUGUACGGCCAUGCUAAAUGCAUAUGCCCAGGAAGGGCAUCUCCAGCAGGCAAGAGAUAUUCUCCAGGAUAUGCCCGAGUGGGAUUUGGUGUUAGUAAGCGCUAUGAUGGUGGCAUACUCCCGUCACGGGGACAUAAAUGCGGCUAGAUUUCUCUUUGAUACUUCUUACGUGAGGGAUGUGGUGUGCUGGACUGCUAUGCUCGGAGCAUAUGCCUUUAACGGGCAUCUUGAGGAAUCUAAGCACUUGUUUGAUUGGAUGCCAGAGCAUGACACCUGCACCUGGAAUGCCAUGUUAUCGGCAUAUUCCCAAAACUGGCAUCUGGAAGAAGCAAAGGAUGUCUUUGAGACAAUGCCCGAGCAUAAUUCUGUGUCUUGGAACACAAUGCUCUCGGUCUAUUCUCUUCACAAACGCCCCAAAUUAGCUCAAAAGUUUUUUGAUGCAGUCCCAGAGCACAAUCUUGUGACUUGGGGAGCAUUGUUAGCGGCAUAUGCGCAAAACGGGCACUAUGAAGAGGCAUUUUUUGUUUUUCACACUGCAGCAAUGGUUCAUGAGCUUGAUCUUGCUUGCUUUGUGAUGUUUUUCCUGGCUUGUAGCCACUCAGGGAAGGUUGGAGUUGGGAAACAGAGGUUUUCUUCGAUUAGUAUUGAUUAUGGUUUGACACCUAAUAAACAGCACUAUAGUUGCAUGCUAGAUAUCUUGAGCCGUGCUGGACAUUUAAAUGAUGCACGAGAUUUACUUGCUAAUAUGCCUUUUGCUCCAAAUUCUCUUGAAAGGUGUACAGUCAUUGGAGGAGUAAUCAACACUAGCUGAUUGAAAUUGUUAAAACAUAAAUAUCAAAAUAGAGUUAAUAUUUUUUCUACCACUGAUGCUUUUGCAUGGAAUUAGCCGAGCAGGCAUGCAUCCUGGAUGUUAAUAUAAGGCUUCUCCAAGCUCCAAUUUUAUCAAUUACAUUUUUGGGCACAAUUCAAGCCAUUCCUACUACACAUCACUUUGUGUUUGCCACUUUCCAGAAGUGGAAGGGGUUUGGGGUUGAUGUAGAUAUCUUUAAGGAUGUUCUAGGGCCGUCUUGUUGUGCUCACACAGCUGGAGGGUGUUCCUCCUCGACUUGGUCCAGGAAUGCCCGCUUCUAGCCAAAAGCCUCUGCCGGGACCUAAUCUGCACGUAAGUUUUCUUGGUGUGGUGCAUGGUGAUGCUUUUCACAAUUUAGAGUACUUGGCUUGGAAAAACUUGAUGUCGGAAGUGGCAUUUGAACCCAUACAUUCUAAAGAGGAGCAGAACUUGCGUCCGCUCCUAAGAUCGGUCGGCCACCCUGACAUUUAUUAUUGAAGUUUAGAAAAUCCUUUAUUCGUGA
This is a messenger RNA of Selaginella moellendorffii, 2313 nucleotides long. RefSeq names its product pentatricopeptide repeat-containing protein At4g02750-like. Gene Ontology annotation, molecular function: protein binding. Bases 84 to 1772 code for a protein of 562 amino acids. The transcript has a single exon. The record is from RefSeq and is a predicted model, not a curated record. Lineage: Eukaryota; Viridiplantae; Streptophyta; Lycopodiopsida; Selaginellales; Selaginellaceae.